Ceratosolen solmsi marchali is the source of this 11073-nucleotide messenger RNA. RefSeq lists its product as uncharacterized. The coding region runs from base 79 to 11064 and encodes 3661 amino acids. Gene Ontology annotation, biological process: regulation of transcription by RNA polymerase II. Lineage: Eukaryota; Metazoa; Arthropoda; Insecta; Hymenoptera; Agaonidae. Gene Ontology annotation, cellular component: nucleus. The transcript has 6 exons. Gene Ontology annotation, molecular function: DNA binding; DNA-binding transcription factor activity, RNA polymerase II-specific. The record is from RefSeq and is a predicted model, not a curated record.
ACGUUUUAGCCAAGUCGCCAACGGCAUGUGUGUGCGAAGCGAAGCCGCGGAUAGCGCGCGACAACGACGAAGAUUACGAUGAGCAACAAUAGUGGACCAAGUGCUUGCCGUCGAUCGGCUAGGAGCAAAAAUGUUUUCGAAUCCAUCGAGUCGUAUUGCUCCGGUCCGUGUGACACUAAGUAUGUCACGUCGUAUACGGGUCAGAGCCGAUACCCGGUGGAUCCCGACAGUCAGUCGCACAACAGCCCCGACAAAGUCCAGCGCAAAAAGCGAAGAAAAAGCAUGUGCGACUCGGGGCUCGAGAAGCGCAAUAAGGUAAUCAAGAGGCGCGCGACUGAUUUUAGCAAGCUAAGAAGAUUAUACGAAGAGCUAAUAAGAGUCAAGCUCAAGGAUAAUAGGAUACCCAUUGUCCUUAUCGAAAGACUCGAUGAUGAUCGUUAUUUCCAACCGAAGCUUGCAAACGAUAGAAAAAGAGAGGAGCGCAUUCAACUGCCUGGAUUAACCAUACCCGCCAAGGUUGACCCGAAGAUUUUAAAAUGCAACGUCGUCGUCAAGAUCAAUAAGAGGCAGACCGACAGCCUCAUCGAGGUAAGCAAGAAGCGCUUGUUGAGACUGUCCAGCACGAGCGACAUCGACGAGAGGCGAGAGAGAAAAAGUGCUGGUACGUUGCUCGAGAGUGACAUUAAAAAGUGUACCGAAAGACUAACUGAUAAGUUAGAGAGUAAUUCGUCGGACGAUAAUAAGUGUAAUAAAAAUCAACCUGUGAGUAAUAGCGGCAGAAGACACGCCCGGGCUUCGAUCGAUAAGAGUAAUAAUAAUAGGCUUCCUCAAAAAUUACGGGUGGCAAAUUCCAGAUUUUCACUAAAUUCAAUAGCAGAGAGCAGUACCAAUGAAAUUCAUCUCGAAAGUUCAAAAUAUUCCAAAAGUUUCAUACAUAAUAACCGAAGACUUAAACGCAAUUCACUUGAUCAAAUUAACGAAAGCAACUAUGCGAGUUUGUAUGAAAACAAAUCCAAAUGCAUCGAGAGUACAGUUGGUGAAACUAAUGAAAAGCAUUCAGAAAGUUUUGGUAAGAGUAUUAGGCGAUAUUCCAAAAAUUCCUCAAAAGACAUUCAAAAGUAUUCGCAAAAUGCGUCGAAUAAUACCGAAAAAAAUUACCUCGACUUUUCUGUUGAGAAAUUGCCAUUGCUUUCUUCCAAUAAUAGUGUUGAAAAUCAGACUGAAAGUACUUGUGAAACGAAUAAAAGAUUCCCUAAAAAUGCUGAGCAUAAUAAAAGACGUACAAGAAAUUCUACUAAUAAAAGCAAUGAAAGGUAUCCUGAUGAUUCGGUAGAUGUCUGUUGUUUGGAAACAUCUACAGAACAGCAUAAUAAAAGGUUUUUUGAAAAAUUUGAUAAAGAUAUUGAAAAUGGUUCUAAAAAUACCACUGAAAGUCAGAAGAUAUUUACGCGACAGAUGGCUAAUAGAAAUAAUAGCCUUAUUCAAAAUGCAGAACAAGUCAGUAUAAAUAGGAGUGAAAAUUCGAUUGAAGAAUGUAGUAAAAAGCUUUAUAAAAAUUCAGAUAAAAUUGAUCAGUGUUUAUAUAAUGAGACUGAGAAGGAUAGAGGAAUUACAAGAAAUCAUGACGAUAGAAAUGAUAAACAUAGUGAUAAUUUAAUAGAAGUACGUAUGAAUUUUAUAGGAAAUGUUGUUGAAGAGCAUAGUGAAAUUUUGGAAAACGUAGAUAAAAAUGUUGAAAUGUGUAUGAAAAAACAGACUGAAUCAAUUAAAAAAAACACAAGUAGUCGUAGUGAUAAAAAUGACAAGAACAUUCAAAAUGUACAGGAAAAUCAUCCGGUUCCGAUACAGAAUAUUAAUGAAAGUAGUGAAAUUAAAUCAGAAAAUGUAAAUAAAAAUAUUCAGAAGUGUUCAGAAAACUUAAACAGGAACAUAAAAAGUCUCGGUAAACAUUUAGACGAAUCUGUGCAUUUAUUUGAAAAUAAUAGCAAAAAUCAGUUUAAAAACUUUGAAAAUAAGGAAGAAAAUGAUUCUAAACAUUCUACACCAAAUUGUAUAGUAGAAGAAAGUGAUAAUUCUGAGAACAUUGAAGUUGAAAAUGCAUCUACUAACAAAAAUACAGAGUCUUUUGUUAAAAGUACAACUGAAAAUGUCACUGAAAAUUCAAAUGAAAUGUAUUCUAAAAAUUCAAAUAAUAAAUGUUUUAAGGUUCUGCCAAUUCCGAUUGAAUUUGACGAAAAAUGUCAAGGUAACGCAAGUGAGGCGUGUAACGAGAGUAAUGAGGUACCUUCUGGCAUUUCAACACCCAACAAUUUUAAUUCUAUUCAUUGUUUUAUCGAAGAACCAAGUAUGAAUGAUCCUAAUACAGAUAGAAACAAUAAAACAGUUAUUAAAAACAUAAUUGAAAAUAAUAAAAGGCCAAGGAAAAAAUUUGUCGGUAAAAGCAAUGAUAAUAAUACUCCCAUAAAUACAGAUGAUUCCAUUGAAAAACAUUAUGAAAGACUGAGCGAAAAUUUGAAUAAAAAUAUUAACGAGCGUUCCAAGACUCCUAUUGAGAUUAUUAAUAAAAGAACUACUAGGUUGUCUGAUAAAAGAAUAGAUGAUAAAAAAGUUUCGCAAAUGCAAACCAAGAAUAUUAAGAAAAUUAGGAGAAAAAUAAUUGAUAAAGGUGAGCCUUCGGAAAUUUUAGUAAACGAUAAGUUGACUAAAAAACAAAGUUGUAUGAAGAAUAAAAGUAAAUUUUCUGCAGAACCAUUAAUGAAUAUGAAUGACUGUUCUACAGUUGAAAAUGAUUAUAAUACGGCUACAAGAAACUUAUGUUGUAAACAAAAUAAAAAUCUCGAUGAAUCUGAAGAUAACAGUGCUCAUUCUAUACAAGAUUUUCCAGAAAAUGGGAAAGACAUCUCUGAUGAGACGGAUAAAAGUAUUAAAGAAUUUCUUAAACUAUCCACAGACAAGCUUAAUUCGUUAAGAACAAAUUUAUCCCUGGAUCAAAAUGGUGAACACAUUGAAAAUUCAUUGGAUAGUAAACAAAUUUCUAUAACAAAUUCUAUCGAUGAUAACGAGAAAGAGCUUCCUGAAGAAUCAGCUAAGAAUAUGAAAAACAAUUCUAAAAUUGAGAACGAGCCGAUGAUGGCUUCAAACGAAUCCAACAAUGAGCAUACAAAUCAUCAUGAAAAUUUCAUAGAAAACAAUUCUAAUUCUUGUAAUGAUCCAGUUGAAGAAAGUAUUAAAGAGCUUCCCAAAGAGUUGAGUGAAAAUUUAAAAAACUACUCUAGUCAAACUUCUGAUAAUGAAGAAUUUAACGAAUCACAUAAAAAUGUAAAAGAGUGUUCUAAAAGUCAAGCCGACAAUGCAACAGUUACAAAAAACUCGUCUUUUUGCGAAUAUGAAAGAAGUGCAGAAAAUUUGAUAAAACUCGCAAUGAAUUCGAAUCAAUGUGAUACGAAAAAGGAGGAGAAACACUGUAAAGAAUCCAAUAAACAUAUCAAAGAUUGUUUGGAAACUCAAUUUGUGCAUAAAAUGGCUACUUGGAAUUCUUCGAUUUCUAAAAACGAUAACGAGGCCAAUAAUAUUAUACAUAAUAAAUUAAAUUAUCUUCCAAAUGAUGUCAAUAAAAAUGAGGAAAAUUUUUCUGAAGGGUUGCAAGAAAAUAUCAUAAAAAGUAUGGAGAUUGUAAAAAAUGUAUCAUCUUGUAAACACGAUAAUCAUUAUAAUAAUAUAAUAAUUGAUAAAGCAGAUUGUAUACAAAAUGGCAUUUUCAAGAAUGACGAAAGUUUGUCGAAUGAUUUAUAUAAUAACAUUGGAGAGUAUUGUAAAAAUCAAAUCGAAGAUAAUAAGAAAGUUUCAAGAAAACUAUCAUCCGAUGGACAUAGUGAAAAUUUUAUAGAAAAAAAUUUAGAUUCGCGAAAUAUUAUUGACAAAAAGGAAGAAAGUUCUGGCGAUGAAUUACAAAAGGUAAUAAAGGAUUGCACGAAAAGCCAAAUUGAGAAUAAUAAAAGAGUUACAAGAAAAUCGUCGCCUGAUAAGCAUGAGAGGCAUAUCGAGGAUUCAGUUAGUGACAAUUCAAACGUUAACCAAAUUCAUAUAGAAAAUAAUAAAGAGACGAUUAAUGAUGAAGAACAUCAGAAAAAUUAUGAUGCUGCUUUAAAUACAAAUUGUAUCGAUUAUUUGCAUUCUGUUGAGAAAGCUAAUGAUACUGAUUCCGAACAACUUCAUUAUAAAGAGAAUUCCGAAGUUCCAAUAGAAAGCGAUGCAACAAUUAUAAAAAAUACAUCACUUAAAAAAGAAAUAGUUUCUACGAAUUUUAUUGAAAAUACCGUUGAUUGUACUCCAACGUCGUUAGAUGAAAAUAGAGAUGAUGAUUUAGAAGACGACAUUGAUAAUAGUAUAAGAGCAUUUUCUCAAAACAUGUCAGACUUUAAGAACAUUCUACAAAUCACGAAGGAUAAAAUUAACGAAGUUUGCGUGGAAAAUAACCUCACUAACAACAGUUCCUUAUUAACACAACAUUUAAUUGGCGAAAUCAGUGAAAAACCAUCCGAAUGUUCUGACCAAAACUCAUCACAUUUAUUGGAAUCCAGUGAAGAAAAAUGUGAAAAAUAUGAAAAGAAUGUUAUUGAUUUAGAAGAGGAUAAGGAAAAAUAUUUAACAAAUUUUACGGACAAUAACAAACAGAUAAGUGAAAAAUCACCUCAAAAAUUUUUCGAGCAUAUAACCAACGAUGAUUCACAAUAUAUUGCAAAUGUUCUUCCAAUAUUCAGCGAAAAUAAAGAGGAAUCUGCAAGUUUGGAUAGAAAUCAUAAAAUAGAUUCACAAACGAUGCCGAGCGAAUCUGAAAUAAAUGAAGGCUUAAUUGAAGAUAAAAUUAUUCCUAAUCGGACGGAUAAUUUCAUGGACAGCAGCAGUACCUCAUGCAUGCAAAUUACGAUUAAUGUAAAUAGUGAUAAUGAGCCGAGUAACGAUAUAGUUCUAGGCUCGGAAAAUUUAAUUGAGAUUAUCGCAGAAAAUGGUCCAAAUUCUAUUGCUGAAAAGUGCGAAAACUAUUCGGGACAAUGUACCGAGGCGAACGAUAAUAAAACAAUAUUAACUAUUGAAAAUACCAAAAGUAUUCCUAAUAAUGUGCAAGUAACCGUUGAAAAAGAUUUUGAAGAUGCUACACAACAGGUAUCGUUUACAAAUAAUGAAAAUGAAUUUGAAGAUUAUUUUGAAAACUUUAUCGAAUCUGCGGAUAAUACAGCUCCGGAAAUUAAAAUUGUCGAUGAUACCAAAGCUCACGAAGAUUUAAUCGAAGAUAUUGCUGAAAUCCGUGCCGAAGAUCUGGAUGAAUGUAUAAGAAACUCUUCCAAAAUAUUAAUCGACGAUGACGACCGAUCGACAAUGACGACCUUCCAUUCAAAUGAGAAGAUUACGGAGAUUUCUGUUGAACAUUUAGAUAGUAAAGGCAAGGAAAAUAAUUCUCAUAUUCCAAGGGAUAAUGUAUAUAAUAAUGUAAUUAGUUUAUCGAAAAGUGUCGAGGAUUGCUGUAAGAAUUCAGUCGACGUGACACCUAAUAAUAAACCUUUUUUUGAUAAUACUCCGGUUGGCGAUUCGCAAGGCGAUGGGAAAACAAGCAAACCCAAUCCAAUAAGUAUUAUAGAUAAGAGUUCUUUUAGUCGGUUGGCUCGAAAUUCAUUUUACAAUCCUGAAAAGACAAUAAACGGAAUCAUCGAGAGAGCGAUUAUUAAGGAUUCUGUUAUUAAUCACGAGGCUCGUUUUAUGCUUUCGUUCGCUGAUAAGCCAGAGCAUCCGAUUACAAAUGAUGAAAUGUUCAUCGUGGAGAGGCGAAAAGUCACGCUAAUGGAAUUGAAGAAAAAAUGCACGGGCAACCUGGAUAAGCGACAAUCUAAGAGCAACGAAUUGUCAAAGCAGAAGGCCCGUGUGACCCGUUUGCUGAACAUCAGAUCCGGUUUAUUGAACAGCUCCCUCGACUCUAUGGCGGAUAAUGCAUCGGAAAACGAUGAGAACUAUCGUGAAAGCUUGUCGGAGGAUAUCGAUAGCGAUGAAAACUUAACCGACGAGCUCAAGCGCCUUAUUCGCCAGCGCAUCGAGUCGAAAUACAAUAAGAAAGAUCAGCAGCAGGUGGAGACGGUCGUGCUCAACUAUCCUACAAACGCCAAUUUAAAUUGCAAGGAUUGUGGCGAUGACUUUGCUAGUAAUCGCGAACUAAAAAGGCACAUGAAGAUCAAGCAUCGGGAGCGGCUCGUUAUAAAGAUUACCAAGACCAAUGAGAACAAGCACGUAACGCACAUAAUCGAGCCGGUGCCAAAGUCAAAAGAGGAAGAGCAGCCCCACGAGACGAUAAUUAGCGAGAAGGCGAUAAUAGAGGGCGAGACUAUUGGGUUGAUAGAUAAGGAAAAAAGGCCGGAGGACGAGAGCGAGAAACAGGAUGAGAGUGAAUUAACCAAGGGCGAGAUUAAGAUAAUCGUGAAGAAGGACAGCGGCUCCAAGAACAGCCACGUCGUCAAGGAGAUCAAAAUAACCCCCAAAUCAGCUGAAUGCGGGAGUGGCGUUGGUAGCAAUAUAAUGCCGCCAGGCUGCUCGGCAAUUACCUCGGAAACUGUACAACCUGUUAAGCGACGACGGGGGAGGCCAAGAAAGUAUCCGAUAUACACUGGCAACGAGCUCGUCCCAAAACAGAUUACCCCGGUCCUUGAUUUCAAGAACGAGACCAACGCGCCCACUCCAAAGAUAAUCACCGACGAGCUAAUCUUCGAUCCCGUCGAGUCAAUCGUGCUGCAGCCAGACAUAGUGUUCGACAAUUACGAAAACGUCACCAUCGAGAGCACAUCCAACGCUAAAGCAAAGUGGAUCGCAUCUCCCAGCUCCAGGUUAGCCAAGAUGUGUAAGCUACGAAGGAAGCGAAGGCGCACGCUGUCACCCCAGAGCCAGACCGAGGUCUUCGUACCCGCGCGAAAGAGGGGUAGGCCAGCCAAGUACUCUUACCUGAGGGACGACGAUGAGACGGCCAGUGAGCCGGACUUUUGUACGAAAUAUAGAAUAACGAAAGAGCUGGUGGUUCGAUUGACGAAACUGGACGCGCAUAAUCGUCUUCGUAAAGGUUUUAAUGCCAAGAUUAACCGUAUCGGCCAUAUUGACGACGAUAUCGACGACGAGUCCGCAAUAUUAGCCGAGGGUAGCCGUAGGGGUAUCGUGAAGCCGGGAAGGAUCGUUUUCGGAGCUCUGGAUGACGGCCACAGGGAGUCGAUAAAGACCGUGGCAAGAGCGAGCCUCGAGAGCAACAAUAACAACGUUAACGAGAUUCAAAAGUGUCUGUCCGUAUCGAGUAUACCGAGAAGGAUGAUGGUCCAGAGGGAGGAGCGAGGGUGGGGAACGAGCGAGACUAGGGCCGAGGUCGGCUCGACGGACGUCGGUCAGGAAGUCGUCCACAAGUCGGCAAAGCCGCGAAUGGAGACGAACGCCGCCGAGGCUACGACGAGAACGCAAUUGGUGGUGACGCCGAAACGCCAGACGAUAGAUAAGACGGAGGCCGAUGAGAGUCAGAAGGCUAAGCUCCUCAUGCUUAUGAACGCGACGACGCCGUACGAGCCCGCUGGCGUCAAAACCACCACUACCGAAUCCAUCCAGACGCUCCAGCCUCAGACGACGACGAUGCAGCUGCAGCCUCAGCAGUUCUGCAUCCUCUUUAUACCGGACACGAUCUACACGUCGGAAUCAGCCAACAAGGAAUUCACACCCACGGCGACGAUCGUCAACUUCCAGCCGGUUCCCGACGCCGAGAUGGCCAAUCGCUCCCUCAUCUACACGCCCACUACGCCAACCAAAAUAUCUAUUGACGAGCACGCGAAAUCGUACGUCUGUAGCACGUGUACCCAGGUGCUUGACAUGAUUGGCAGACUCGAGGCAAGUCUCGGUAUGACCGAGGAGGACAAAAGCGCCAUCAAGUGCCCCUACUGUUCCAAUCAUUUCCAGUCGCUGUUUUAUCUCGAGUAUCACGUUAUGCAGGAGCACCUCAAGUGCGAGAACGAGAAGCAGUGCAGGCACUCGCGCUUCAACAGCUUACGAAUACCGAGCCACGAGGCCGCCUCCGAGUUCGAGAUCUACAUUACGUUCGCCCUCAAAUGCCGUAGCUGCUACGACAUCUUCGGCACGGUCCUCCAAUUGAACGAUCACGUUAUGCACAAGCACAAGACCCUCGUGCGACUACGCCCGUCGAUGGGGCCGGCGGCUGUCGAGGCCGUCUGCUCCGCGUACCCGGCGUUCGCUCGUAAAAACGGUAUAAGGAAUCCGGGCCCGGUGUUCCAGUGCCCGAGCGACUGCGUCUGUCGCAUUGGCAUACGCAGUACCGACACGCCGCUCCAACGCCAGCAGAUGCUCAAGCGCUGUCCUCACGUAAUGAGGCGUCUCGAGAAAAUCGAGUCCGCCGCUUACGAGGUGUACACGUGCACCCUCUGCAAGAGCACAUUCCUCAUGAAAGACGAGGUGGUCGAUCAUCUCAUGAAGAUGCACGAGGUCUCGUGCAAGUUUCCCUGCUAUACCUGCCUCACCAGCUUCCGCAGUCUCCAGAUGCAGGAGAAUCACCGCUGCUCCGAGACGACCUUGCAUGACAUCGACAAAAUACUCAGCAUCGCCAUACUUCCAACCAACGUAGGCGGCAAGGACAGUAACAAGUACCUCGAGCGCGAGGACUCGUCCACGGAUGAGUACGGCACGAUCAAGGCAACCGGCGCCAAGGGCAGCCUUCCCGCACCUCCGCCGCCCCAUAAAAACGGCUUCAAGCGCAAAAGCGAGACGUCCACGACAGCGGCCAUGAACCGAGCACAGGGCGCGUGCUUGCCCAAGAGAGCGAAGCCUGUCAACGGAUUCAUGAAGAAGCGUAGGAGGCACUGUCCUAAGUGCAAGAAGCGCUUUGCGUAUUACAAGAGCCUCCAGGAUCACAUUAUUUACGAGCACAUACUCAAAGGCGACGGGCACGAAGGACCAAAGAAGAUGGCCAUUGAGCUACUUAAGCUUGUGAAGGAGGGCAAGGGUAACGGUGAGAGGGCCCACGAACUCGCGAAAAUGCUCAUUGGUCACACCGACCCCGACGGCGUACCGCUCAAGGAUCUCACGAUGAUGGACGAGCAGGAAAAUUGGGAGGAGGUGAAGAGUACGCCUAGUAAGGAGCCGGUGAACGACAACGAUCUGGUCAAGUGCAUCAGGUGUAAAAUGCGUUUCAAGAUGCCAGUUAAUUCAGAAAACCAAGCGAGGUUCAACAGGCAGCAUCACUUAACGAAGACGGAGUUGAAAAAAAUGGCACUUUGCGAAAGCUGUGAGAACGGCGGCCCAAAAACACGACGGCGCAUCGUCAUCAGCGAGAGCCACAAUUCGACUUGUCUCGCCGCUCCCGAGCCUCGACAACUCAAAAUUAUCCAUCCGUUCGUUUGUAAAAAAUGUACCGAUACCUUCCCCACCCACAUUGAGCUCAGAUCUCACAAGCUCGCCGUGCACGCCAAAGCCGUCCCCGACACCUGCGACAUCUGCACGAAAACCUUUACCUCGGCGCGCAUGCUCCAGAAGCACAAGAAGACCCACCGCGACAGCUUCCUCGACGUGCCGAGAAAGCCCGAGGAUGAGGAGGAGGAGGAGGACGAGGAAGAGACAACGACCAAUCCCGACUCUUCCCACGACUGCUCCAAGGACGCGGAUGCCAAUCGUUCACUCGACGGCAAGACCAACUCCUCGACGCGCAGAGACUCCUCCGACAGUAGCAGCGCCGGCUCUAAGGAGCCCGAGGAGCAAUUCCUCAACUGCACCUUUUGCGAGGAGGUCUGCUCGUCCAAGGUCAGCCUGAAGAAUCAUCUGAAGCGCGCGCACGGUCGGCGCGCCUCUAUCUGCCAAUUCUGCAACGGAUUGCUCAUCGACACGAGCGAGGUGCGGCACAUGCUCGAUUACCAUAUCGUGCCAAGCAAGUCGAAUCCGCGUCACGAAUGCGAGCGGAAGGUUGGCUUGGGCGGGCCGUGGUCGCGCGACGAGGCUGGACGCAUGCGCGACGACGUCGAGGAGCUCGUGCGCACCCUAGGCAAGCACAGGCUCCAGUCGCUCAUGAUGUACCACGACUUUGAGGGCAAGUGCAACAACGCCAUAAUGCGGUGCCCGAUAUGCCCGGAGCUCUUCGCGACCCGCGAGUCCUGUCGCUUUCACUACGUGUGGAUCCACGACGACAAUUGUCUCCUCUGCGACGAGACGUUCAGGUCGGGCAGCAGUGCCUGCCAACACAAGGUUGACGCGCACACGUCGACGGCUAGUUACCUCUGGUGCAUACAGCGCCUCGUCACCGCUAUCGUUGGCACACUGAGGCUUGACGCCAAUCAGCCAUCCCACGUCCUCUACCAAAUCCUCGUCAGAAGGCUCGAAGACGCCCUGGAGCAAGAGCGGAUCGCGUACGAGCGCGAGUUAGCUCAGGUACGUGGGCAAAGCGAGGCAGGCGCGAGCGAGGAGACACCGAGCGUCGGCGAGCGCUUCCUCGAAGAGGUUGUCCUUAGCGAGGAUCAAUUGCCGGACUCUAGUAAUAUCAUCGAGGUCGUGAUCGGCAAGGAGGACUCGGAGGACGAUCUCCUAUCGAUGCUGAACCUCUCGCCGAAUUACGAGAGCUGCGAGCAGCAUCGGCUGCCGAACGCCGGUGCCGCUCCACCCGAGGAAGAGGACGACGAGGAGACGACGUCUGCGGCGAAUCUGGUGAAUGCAAUGAAUGCGGUGCCGUCGACACCGCCAGUGAUGUGCGCAACGACAGCGAUGGCAGUGACGACGACGGCUGUUGCUACGACAGCGACGACGACGACGACGAUCCCCGUCGUCGAGAGCUACGUUGCCUCGGGCGUUUGUAAAUAUAGGCUGGAGAACGACGAGGAGCAGCUCGUGCUCGUCGUCACCGACGACGAUCUCGUCACUUUCAAGGACGACAUCGGCAGUCUUGCCGAGAGGAUCAGCACCACCUGCGACUCGCUCACCCUCGAGGAGAUCACCGAUAUGCUUAAGGCCUACUUCGAGAAUGUUAGCCUGGGCGGAAGCGCUGGUGGGGCUUCAUAAGUCGAUGUU